Molecule: messenger RNA, 1043 nt
Organism: Onychomys torridus (southern grasshopper mouse)
Lineage: Eukaryota; Metazoa; Chordata; Mammalia; Rodentia; Cricetidae
Gene: Gnpda1
Product: glucosamine-6-phosphate deaminase 1
Exons: 5
Coding region: 179-835 (218 amino acids)
Biological process (GO): carbohydrate metabolic process; N-acetylneuraminate catabolic process; N-acetylglucosamine catabolic process
Cellular component (GO): cytoplasm
Molecular function (GO): glucosamine-6-phosphate deaminase activity; identical protein binding
Source: RefSeq, a predicted model, not a curated record
AUGGAUGGUAGGUGGGGCUGGAGCAUAGGUGGGACUGCAGAUGUGACAUUCUUCUUGGUGGUUGUGGUGACAUUCCUAAUUGCUUCUCACAGGGAGCACACCACUUGGCUGCUACCAGAAGCUGAUUGAAUACUAUAAGAAUGGGGAUCUUUCCUUUAAAUAUGUGAAAACCUUCAACAUGGAUGAGUAUGUGGGUCUUCCUCGAGAGCAUCCAGAGAGCUAUCACUCCUUCAUGUGGAAUAAUUUCUUCAAGCACAUUGACAUCCACCCUGAGAACACCCACAUUCUGGAUGGGAAUGCGGCUGACCUGCAGGCCGAGUGUGACGCCUUUGAAGAGAAGAUUCAGGCUGCAGGCGGCAUUGAACUCUUUGUUGGAGGCAUCGGCCCCGAUGGACACAUUGCUUUCAAUGAGCCGGGCUCCAGUCUGGUGUCCAGGACCCGUGUGAAGACUCUGGCCAUGGACACCAUCCUGGCCAACGCUAGAUUCUUUGACGGUGAUCUUGCCAAGGUGCCCACCAUGGCCCUGACGGUGGGCGUAGGCACUGUGAUGAAUGCUAGAGAGGUGAUGAUCCUCAUCACGGGUGCUCACAAGGCUUUUGCUCUGUACAAGGCCAUUGAGGAGGGCGUGAACCAUAUGUGGACUGUGUCUGCCUUCCAGCAGCAUCCCCGAACUGUGUUUGUGUGUGAUGAGGAUGCCACCUUGGAGCUGAAAGUGAAGACGGUCAAGUAUUUCAAAGGUUUAAUGCUUGUUCAUAACAAGUUGGUGGACCCCCUGUACAGUAUCAAGGAGAAGGAAAUUCAGAAAAGCCAGUCUAAGAAGCCAUACAGCGACUAGCUUGUGCCAAGUCACUGAGUAUGUCUGAGGGAGACAAGCAGGUCUUUCUGGAAAUUGUAAGAGAGUAGAAUUAAUUUGUUUCGGUCCGUAUGGUUGCUGCAGAUCCUUGGCUAGGCACAUACUGGCUGGGAGUUUAGCUGUGGGGAACAUUGUAACCUAAGUUUCUCUGGUCCCGCCCAGCCCCACAGUCCUGCAGCCACUUAUAAAA